Messenger RNA from Lutzomyia longipalpis, 5073 nucleotides. It is a transcript of the gene Patj, whose product is annotated as patj homolog. The transcript is spliced from 5 exons. NCBI's taxonomy places the organism in Eukaryota, Metazoa, Arthropoda, Insecta, Diptera, Psychodidae. The coding region runs from base 268 to 3015 and encodes 915 amino acids. The record is from RefSeq and is a predicted model, not a curated record. Gene Ontology annotation, molecular function: protein binding.
CUCCCACGAAAUAUUUGUCAAAAAAUUAAAAAUCUCCUCCCAAAAAAAUAAACAAGGAACUAUUUUUGUGGAAUUUCCCUAAAAAGGUCAACUUGGAAAAUGUUUUGACUGUUGAUUUUCCCUGCAUAGGUGUUGCGUUUGCGUGUACAGUUGUUAUUCGGUGGUUCGGUGGCGUUAAUUCGUUUUAUUUUGCCGUAACAAAUUUCGACCUAUUUUUUUCGUGUUCGGAAAUUCAUUUGGUUCGCGGAUUCCGUCACAUCGUCCAAGAUGCACCUGAAUGCCGACAUCUCCUCAGCUCUUCAGCAAAUUGAGGCAAUUAAGAAGGUGGUGGAUGAAUCCGAUGACCCUAAACUACAGCAGGCCACGGGGGAUGAGCUGAAGUUGAUUCUCGAAAUCCUCACGGAUCCCGUUUUCCGGAACAUCGUACAGGUGCAGGAUUCUCUGGCGGAGCUCAAUACCCAAAUAGCCAAGCAUCCCUCCAUUCUUGCUGGAGAUUUCGAUAUAACUGCUUCUGGGGACUUGGUGCUCACGGUACCAGCUACUCCGGAGCUGUAUGCUGAGUAUCCGGAUGAGCAGCGCGUUCCCAGUGCCCAGCUAUCGCCCAGAGAUUCCGUCAGUCCGUCCACGGUGGCCCAGAACUUCAACAGCUUGUCAGGACCAAUUGGCAGUGUGUCCGAUCAAAUUCUCUCCAUGGAAUCGCAUCAGUUCUCUUCAUUGACGAAGAAAGGAAACGCGGGAGAUGGCACAUUGCCUCGUGGAAUGUUGAGCGAUGAUGAGAGACCCCAAUCGGCUGUUAGUGAAGCCUCCACGAAGCACGCGAACGAGGUAAUCCCGUCCGAGUGGGCUCAGAUUCAGGCAAUUGAGCUGAUCAACGACGGCACUGGGCUGGGAUUCGGAAUAAUCGGCGCCAGGACAUCGGGUGUGAUUGUUAAGACGAUCCUAGCCGGUGGUGUCGCCGAUCGCGAUCAACGCCUGCGAAGUGGAGAUCACAUUCUUCAAAUUGGCGAAGUUAAUCUCCACGAGAUGGUAUCUGAGCAAGUUGCUUCGGUUCUCCGACAAUCGGGCACGCAUGUUCGUCUUGUUGUUGCACGUCCUGUGGAUCCCAUGACAGCUACGCAGGAUGUUGAGGGAACAGCCAUUGUUCCGUCGCGCUUACUCACGGAUCCCGUGGAAUUGGAACGAUAUCUCGUGGCAGCAGGCUAUUCAUAUAUCUUUGGUGAUACGUCCACACCGUCAACGCCAACAUCCUCCUCUCAGGCAGGGGGAGAGCAGAGAUUCAAAUAUGGAGGAGACAUCAGUAUGCGACCACGACUAUCACCGCCACUUGGUGAGCUGGAAUUGCCGGAAACUGAGAGAUUCACCGUGGAACUCACGAAGGAUAUCAAUGGUUUGGGUAUCACGAUCGCCGGCUACGUUUGCGAAAAGGAGGAGCUCUCUGGGAUUUUUGUAAAGAGCGUCUCACAAGGAAGUGCAGCUGACAUCAGUGGGAAGAUUCAUGUCAAUGAUCGCAUCAUCGAAGUUGAUGGUCAAUCCCUGCAGGGCUUCUCCAAUCACGAAGCAGUCGACGUACUCAAGAAGAGCGGAACAGUCGUGUCGCUCUGCCUGGAACGCUACCUUCGGGGACCAAAGUAUGAGCAACUUCAGCAAGCCAUAGCUGCAAAUGAGCUUAAACCCUCAACUCCAGCCACACCACCUCAUGUGCAAUACCCCGGAAGACCGCUAAGCGCCUCCUCAGCCCACUUCCGCGAGGACAUCGAACGGGAGAAGAAGCACUCAAUUGGAUCAGUUCCUGACCUUCUGGAGAAGCCUGACAUCACCAUGAUGAAGAAGCACUCAAUGGAUAGCUCAGUGGCGGCUGGGAGGAAGCUAGCUCUAGCCAGGGAUUCACUGGAAACAAAGGCAGAGCAAAUUGGCAAGGAUAUCCCCCAGGAAUCGAGUAUGUCAACAUGUGAAGAUCUGGGGGAGGAUGAAGAGGAACUUAUUGUGCAUCCACGGAAGAUGAGUAUCAUCGAGACGGCUAACAUUGCAACGAUCAACAAGCACAAGUACCACAUUGAACCUGUCUUGACGGAGGAAAUUGAGGCUGCCACCCGGAAGAAAUGGCACGCCAUCGUGGGGAAUGACGUUAUGAUUGUUGUAGCGCAAAUAAGGAAGUUUACGCCGGUUAGUGGACUGGGAAUCUCCCUUGAGGGUACCGUGGAUGUCGAGGGAGGACGAGAAGUACGACCACAUCACUACAUCAGAUCUAUCCUCCCUGAGGGUCCAGUUGGGCAGAACGGACUCCUCCAGUCGGCUGAUGAGCUCCUUGAAGUCAAUGGUCAGAGGCUUCUGGGCAUGAAUCACCUGGAAGUGGUGUCCAUUCUCAAGGAAUUGCCUCAGGAUGUGCGAAUGGUGUGUGCAAGGGAUAAAAAUCAGAUGGUGCCAUUCACAGAGGAGAACAUCUGCAAUGCCCUGGGGCUUGGAUUCCAAGGAUCACCCAAUCUGGAGAACCUAACACCAGCCUCAGAGCGAUUGGUUAAAGCUAAGUCAGAUGGGAGUCUCGCUACAUCGGCAUCCAGUCAGACAGAGGAGAAUUUCAUUAAAAUGAAGUCCAGGUCCCUAGAACCCCUAACUGGAUUAGCAAUGUGGAGCUCUGAGCCACAGAUCAUUGAAUUGGUGAAGGGUGAACGUGGUCUUGGCUUCUCCAUUCUCGACUACCAGGAUCCCCUUGACUCCAACGACACCCUGAUCGUGAUCCGUUCUCUCGUCCCCGGUGGUGUGGCUCAGCUCGAUGGACGCCUCAUUCCGGGUGAUCGUCUACUCUUUGUGAAUGACAUCAACCUCGAGAAUGCAUCCCUCGAUCAGGCUGUUCAGGCACUCAAGGGUGCCCCCAAGGGGAUUGUACGGAUUGGUGUGGCGAAACCUCUACCAAUGACGGAUACGUCCACAAUGCAACUGGGUGAGAGGCCACCGGGGAUGGAGGUGCACGAAUUGAGUGGUAAACACGAUUUUAAGGAUGAUUGGCAUCACAAAUAAUAUUGGGUUAUACCCAAGACCGAUUUUGAGGAAUUUCUCACGCUCUACAGACGUCUCAUGAGAUUGGCGGAUUUCUUUCAGCUCACAUCAUCGGUAUCAUUGGCCCGCAAUUGAAUUCCUUUCAUUCGGGCCACACAGAGAGGGAUUAUAUAAAGGGGCAGGGGGGACGUGAAUUGGCCAUGGUUGACAUUGAGGACACAUCCCCGAAAAAAAUGGAACCAAACAAAUACCACCAAUCCUCCCUUAUUUGUUUCCCUCCUCAUCUUAUUUCAUCCAUAUUUGAGCAUUCAUUCGGUGAAAUGUAAACCUUCAUCAUUUUUUUUUCACCUCAUCCUCUUAAUUAUUCUUUAACAUUCCAGCAUUUUUCAUCAAAUUCCAUAUGCGACAUUCCUUAUAAUUAAAAAUUCGUUAAUUUCUUUGUUCGUAAAAGAUAAAUCCUCAAAGAUUUUUUAAGGUCCUCAAAAAUCGGUUGCAGGGUUGUGCAGCAGAAAGUCGAUAAUAUUUUUGAAAGAAUUAAUGGAAAAAAACUCUUGAAAAAAUAUCGAAUAGUAAUUGAAGUAAACGAGAAAUUAAAUUCUAGGCAAAAAUUCAAAUAAAUUUAAUCAAAGUCCCGCAAUGAAUAAAAUUAAAGAAAAUCAUUCAUUUUUAGAUUUUAUCACUUAAUGACAUAAGGUUAGUGUCAGUGCAUCCGUUAACAAGGUAAAGGUUUUCUUGUGUUAUAAUUCUUUUUAAAAAGUUGACAUUCGGCAGAUUAAAUGUCAACAAUCUCUGACAAGUGCUGCUAAUUGACAGUACCAAAAUGACAAUUAUUCAAGUUUGACAUUAAAAUAAAAUAAAUGUCAAAAUUAAUAAUUUGAAAUUAUAUUGAUUAAACUUUACAUUCCUAUAAGUAUAUAAACAGUUAAUAGGUGAUUAAGAAAUAAAAAUUGACAUUCCCAAAUGACAGAUGAUGAAAAUUGACAAGAAAAGAAAGGAUUCUUUACAAAAUGACAAAAAAAUUGAUAUUUAAAAAUGACAGAUAUGUUUUAAUUUGACAUUCCGAAAAAAUAAAGAGAAUUGACAUUUAAAGGUGACAAAUGUUGAUAUUUGACAUUUCAAUAUGACAAGUUUUUAAAACUUGACGAGUGUUAUGAUAAACACAUCAGGUUUUUAAUGUUACAAAAUAAUAAAUCAAUUAUUUGAUCACUUUCAUAUAACUUUUUUUUAAAUUAAUUGAGAUGAACAAAAAUAAUUUUUAGAAUAAAAAAUCUUCAAUUUGUUCAAAAAGAAAAAAAAAAUUGACAACACUUGAUAACACCUGCACUGACAUUAAAAUGAAAAGAUGUUGUAUUUGAAUUGUAGUUAUUAAGGAAUUGGAAACGUUCUGAAUUGUCACAGUUAAGGUGUUUUAGAAUGAACAAUAAAAGAAAAAAAAGUUCUAUAGCCAUUGAAAAAAAAAUAUAGCAAAACAGACAAAUAGGGAAAUUAUCCACCGUAAAAUAAAUAAAUAAAAUUUGAAGCUAAAAAGCAGCAGGAAUUUACUUAAAAAACAAAUCCAAUAGUUGCAUUCGCAGAAAGAAUAAACUCGCUUAUCUCCGCAUGAAUGUAGAACAGCAAGAGCUCCCAAAAAAUACUAGAACUCCAAUAUCGUUGAUGAGAAAAUGUAGUGCAAUUUUCGAAUGAAAGUCCUUACUUUUUCAGUACUUAGAACCCCCCCAGUAUUAAGAAUACUUAAUUUCCACUUUUAUUGAAUUUUAUUACAUUAUUAUGUUAUUGGACAAAAUGUCCAAACUGGCGAAAAGUACUUUCCAACCCUUUUAAAUGAUCUUUAAAAGUACAUAUUCGACACAAGGGAAUAUUUAGGAGAAACAAUUUUAGAUAGUUAAGAUACAAAACGAAAUAAAGAGGGUAUUAGAGCAUUUUAACAAACUUAUACUUAAGUUUCUUCUCUCUCUCUCUUCUAUUUGAGUAUUUAUGUAAGAGAAAUGAUUAUUAUAUACUUAUAGCGAAUAUUUUAUGUACACCCUAUAUGAUUUUCAGUAAAUUUAUUGAGAAUAAAAAUCUGUUGGCCACAUAAAA